Polistes canadensis is the source of this 4628-nucleotide messenger RNA. RefSeq names its product probable serine/threonine-protein kinase DDB_G0282963 (gene cdi). Gene Ontology annotation, molecular function: ATP binding; protein serine/threonine kinase activity. The coding region runs from base 1404 to 4373 and encodes 989 amino acids. Gene Ontology annotation, biological process: actin cytoskeleton organization; protein phosphorylation. The transcript has 6 exons. The record is from RefSeq and is a predicted model, not a curated record. Gene Ontology annotation, cellular component: cytoplasm; nucleus. Lineage: Eukaryota; Metazoa; Arthropoda; Insecta; Hymenoptera; Vespidae.
UUACGAGGUGGACCUAGUGGUGUUACUCAGAGAUGUGUAUGAUGAUGAUGUUUCUGUGAGAGAGUGAGUUAGUGCGCGCGAGCGCAUAUGUGCCUAUGCGUUUGCCCUUAUUGUUGGUGGUGGUGAGUAGUGUGUUUCUCUCGUUUGUACGAUCAUUUGACGAGGGGGUGGAGGAAGAAGAGGAGGACGAGGAGGACGACGACGACGACGAAGACGCGUUGUCACGUUUCACGUGGACGAGCGUCCUUCGUUAUUAUAUUUCAAGAAAACAGACGGUGGAUAGGUGAAAUUUUACGAGACGCCGCUUGUUCGUCGCUUCAGUUAUCUCUUUGAGACGAUCGAGAGAGAGAGAGAGAGAAAGAGAGAGAGAGAGGGGGGGCUGGAGGGGGAGAAAAAGAGGGCACUUCUGCGCUAGACAGAAGGAGGUAUCACGGUUGUGUUGUUAGUUAGCCAUCGUAAACAGAAAUGUUGACAGUCCUAUUUGGACGUAGAAAAUGAUUGUUAAAAUAUAUAAAGAAUAAAAGAGGACGAGUUUGGACGUUGUCGAGAGGAAGGAAACCCGUUGACGACGUUCGACGCAUACGCCUCCCCGCUAGGAAUUCUCCACCGUGGUUCAAGGUCUUCUAAAAUCAUCCAAGUACGUGCAGAGUCGGUCUGCCUGCCAAGGCUCCUCGAGAGAACAAGACGGAGGUUUCUCUUUUAACGAGAAAAACAACUUUAUUGUUAGUCCGAUUUACUUUUCUUUCUUGAUAUUCUGUUGGUGCACAAGUUUUUGGUGCAGGACACUCUGCACGACGUUGACAUUAACGUUGACGUUGACGUUGACGUUGACUUUGACGUUGACGCGUCAACGUUUCACGUUUUAUUCCUUUACGUUAAGAAAAAGUAUCGUCGUUUCUAGUGUUACUUUAGAAGCUGUGUAAAAGAAAUAAGAAGGAAUACAGCAGGUACGAAAGGAGCAAGACAAUUUUGGAAGUUCAUCCAGAAGAAGAGAAUGUGUGUGCCAAUCGAUGAAACAGAGUCUUCCUUUCCGAUUGUUUCGAGUAAUCGAUCUAACGUGAUUUGAAAUCGUGAUUCCACUGCCAAAAAAGGAGACUUUAGAAGUUCCAAGAGAGAGAAAGGAAAAAGAGAGUGUGAGAUAGAAAAGGAUAGAAAGAUGGCAAGCUGUUAGAUUAGUUUAGAGAGCCCACGCAUAACUUGGAAGUCUUCCCGAAGAAGCAUUGUGUUGCUGAUUCGAAUCUAAGAAGAAUUAAUCUUCCCCCCUAGUUUUCGUCAUUAAGAUCAACAUCGAGGAGUAUCGUCGUCGUUUAUACGGCAAUGCGGUGGCAUAUUCAUCGUCGAACCUUAUCGCGCAUUUAUUCUUCGUGUUGGGCAAAGUGGAAGUUGCAAGAAUAACGGCGAGGAUGUUCGGGAAGGUGCCGGUCGGCGGUAUAAAUUCAAACGCAGGCCCUGGACCACCUAAUGAAAAUUCUACGAGCAGCAAGGUGUCGUACGCGAGGCCAACGACUGGGGGGACAACAACAACAACGACGUGCCUAUCGUGUUACGAAGUAGCAGCUAUUCAGUCGAGUGCUUCCGAUGAUAAAGCAAAGUCUUGGUGUCCGGUGGUAUCCGAGUUAUCGUCAACGUGUAAUAAUCUUUCGCAAGAUCGUUCCUAUCCCUUGUCCACUUCGUCAUCCGUUUCGGAGAUCAACGGGGUGACGAGAAACGAACAACAACAACAACAACAAGCUUCUUACUCGACCAACAGGAAUCAGCAACUCGCCAAUAAAUCCUCUUCUUCCAUUAAAGAUUCCACGAGGAUCCACAGAUGCUAUUCCAAUCCGAAUUGUCCUGGUCUAGCGAGUACAGCAACGAAAACGUCUAUCGGUAGUAAUAUUUCGCCAAGAUCCCAAAGAAUUGCAAUUAAUUCCGUGACUUCGAAUCUCGAGCCGAAACUAAUAAGAAAACAUUCGGUGGGUAGUCGAGAAUUGUUGGCCUCGUCUAAAUCUAAUUUCCGAGAUUUUGGUCAAUCGAGAAACAACGAUGAUAGAUCCGAAAACGUUGACGAAGUUUCUAAUGUCGUUGACGAAUACGUGGAUCCUUCGACGAUCCUGACGGGCACCACUACUUCGUCGAGUGUUCAUCAAACACGAGCUACGCUAAAAUCUAGCUCGAGGUCUAAUUCAACGAGCUGCGAUAAUUCUUGUUGCUUCGAAAGAACCACGGAUAAUAAAAGUGAUCCUAUCUCGGCCAAGGAUCAUUAUCAUCAUUAUCAACAACAACAACAACAACACCAUCAUCAUCACCAUCAUCAUCAUCAUCAUCAUCAUCGCAACAAUCUUGCCCGUACCCCGGCCGAACUUUUGCAACAAAAUUGCAUAGACUUCGUCAUUCAAGAUUUACCGACCGAAUUACAAUCCUCGCCUAGAAGUUACAAGGAUCGUGAAAAAACUCGGGACACCUGGAGACCAACCGAGAUGGAGGGGACAAAUUUGUGCGGAUUGAACUCUUGCUCCGGUGACACCUUCCAAGAUGGUAACACGUCCAAGAGGAGAACCGGUGCAUCCUGUCAAGCCCUCAGGCACGCCGUUGCUUCCUUGAAUCGUCUCGAUGACUUUUAUAUGGAGAAAAUCGGCGCUGGUUUCUUUUCCGAAGUCUAUAAGGUUACACAUAAGGUAACUGGUCAGGUGAUGGUAUUAAAGAUGAACCAGCUGCCUGCUAACAGGCCGAACAUGUUAAAAGAGGUUCAACUUAUGAACAAGCUCAGCCAUUCGAAUAUACUCAGGUUCAUGGGAGUUUGCGUCCACGAGGGUCAACUGCAUGCCUUGACGGAAUACAUAAACGGUGGUAGUCUGGAACAAUUAAUAAUGUCACGGCAUACACCGUUGCCCCACCUGAUACGUAUGAAUCUUGCAAGAGACGUAGCACGUGGUAUGGCCUAUUUGCACAGUCGUGGCCUAUUUCAUCGGGAUUUAACUUCAAAGAACGUUCUCAUCAAGAAGGAUGAGACAACGAAUGAGAUGACUGCGGUGGUCGGUGAUUUUGGAUUAGCAGCUAAGAUACCAGAUCCUAGUUCGGGUUACAGAUUGAGCACGGUCGGCAGUCCUUAUUGGAUGUCACCGGAAUGUUUGAAGGGUCAAUGGUACGAUCACAGAUCGGACGUUUUCUCAUUUGGUAUCGUAGUUUGCGAACUGAUCGGACGCGUUCCCGCUGAUCCAGACGUUUUACCACGCUCAGAUAACUUUGGCCUCGAUUAUCUGGCCGUGGCGGAGAUCUGUGCGGCUGCCGACCCACCACCUGCCUUCCUACAGCUAGCCUUCGAUUGCUGUACCUACGAACCGAAAUCGAGGCCAACCUUCCCGGAGAUCACGUCCAGUCUAGAUAGCAUGAUCAGCAAUUACGAGGAAGAAUCUAAGAAUAAUAUUGGUAAUAGGCAAUCGACCGAUCCUACUUUAAUGUCAAGCAUGGACGAAAUUGUACGAGAAGGCCGUACGAUGAGACGAAGGACAGCUCGACUUAGAAGUCAAUCUGCUGAUGCGAGAGGUUGCGAUAAUGCGACGCCAUCGGAUAAAGCUAGGUGUCAUUCGGCGAGAAGAGUUGCUGAGCUAGCUAGCAGAAGAGACCCGCAUUACAGGCCAAUGACAGCGAAUCCAUUUCACGCGUUGGGUGGAGUCAAGAAAAUUUUGGGAGACCUUUUUUCCAGUUGUUUGGAGUUGCCAUCGCUCGAGGAUGUUAGGCCAAGCGUAACCGAUGCCGUUGGCAAGUUCAAGCCAGCCCAAAAUGAUAGUAUUGCCAAAAUUCUCGAUAGAAAGAAGCCUAAUUCGGAACCUAGCAGUCCUACGGCAAGAAAGAAAUGGGAAAGGAAGGUGGCUACUAAAGUUGGCGCGGCUAGUCUUUUCGCACAUCCCCUUUUCCGAGACGGAUGGGAACCAAGAAGAAGGGGCAGCUGCGAAUCGGGUUUCUGGAGUUGCGUUGGAGAAGAUCUCAGCCCUGAACCACCUAAUCGUCGACACACGUCAACCCUUAGCAGUUCGGCAGCUAGUAGCCUAUUCUUAUUGGACGAUCAUAGAACCAGCUCGAUAUACACGGAUUCUUCCGAGGACAUAGCAAGUCUCGGUGGUGGAGAUUCAUCUUGUUGGGAGGAUAGACUUAGUGGGGUAGGGUCAUCUAGUAAAACGAUUUCUAAGAUAGUUGAAUAUUUCGAAAGGAAACAGGCAACGGCGGGUAGCCUGAGACUUUGCGAUCACGACUCGGUAGUUCCUAGCAGGAUGAGUUUGUUGAAAGCAAGUUUGGAGGGUCCAGUUCCAUUGUGUAGUAUUUCGGCAGCUCAGAGGUUGGUUGUUUGCGAGGGUGCAGUUCGCAGCAAGCUCCCUCUUUUCGAUAAAAAAUGAUCGAGCCCGUUAACACGCGUAACCUUCGUUACUUAGAAUUAUCUUAUUUCGUCUAUGAUAUUUUUCCCUUGACAAAUUAUUUACCUUACACGUGUUAAAGGAACCCCAUUUUUUCACGAGGCAGCACGCUCUGUUGCGCAUAAUAGAUGUCGCUGAAGAUUAUGAUAAAUAAUAUCCGAAUGGAUUAUAUGUAUCGUAUAAACGUGUCUCAAUGAUGAAAUCUAGUAACCCGACUGUGAUGUUUUUGAUAAUCUA